Messenger RNA from Amaranthus tricolor (Joseph's coat), 853 nucleotides. RefSeq names its product small nuclear ribonucleoprotein SmD1a. NCBI's taxonomy places the organism in Eukaryota, Viridiplantae, Streptophyta, Magnoliopsida, Caryophyllales, Amaranthaceae. The record is from RefSeq and is a predicted model, not a curated record. The transcript has 4 exons. Gene Ontology annotation, cellular component: spliceosomal tri-snRNP complex; precatalytic spliceosome; pICln-Sm protein complex. Gene Ontology annotation, biological process: spliceosomal snRNP assembly; RNA processing. Gene Ontology annotation, molecular function: RNA binding. Bases 130 to 474 code for a protein of 114 amino acids.
AUCAACGAAAAUUUGUAAAACCAGCUUACGGCUUGGCGAUUGAAGUUAAUUCUUACUAAAGUCUUAAAACCCUAAUCUCUUUGUCCCUCACGCUCUCUCUCGGUCUUCUCUUUCUGCAAGAAGAACAAGAUGAAGCUCGUCAGGUUUUUGAUGAAAUUGAAUAACGAAACAGUAUCCAUUGAGCUAAAAAAUGGUACUGUCGUCCAUGGAACUAUCACAGGUGUUGAUAUUAGCAUGAACACACAUUUGAAGACCGUUAAACUCACACCCAAGGGUAAAAAUCCAAUAACGAUGGAUCACUUGAGUGUUCGUGGUAACAACAUCAGAUAUUACAUUCUUCCUGACAGCCUGAACCUUGAAACAUUACUUGUGGAGGAAACACCAAGAAUCAAACCUAAAAAGGCAACUGCUGGGAAGCCUGUGGGACGUGGAAGGGGUCGGGGUCGGGGCCGUGGACGUGGGCGUGGCCGUUAAUUUUGUAACAUGCUGGUUAGACCUUUAUUUCUAUUGGUCCCUUGUAAACAGAACUUAUGUGCGGAGAAGUUCAUUAGGGACGAGGUGUAAACGCAGAUCAUGCUUGUCUUUCAUCUUUCAGUAACUGGUGCAAAGUGUACUCAUUAAGAACUAAACAAUGCUAAUUGUCUGUAGGAUUGAGCCACUUAAGCUUCAUUGUUACGAUAAUAGUGCCAUCAUUUUUUGUUUUCCAAAAACUUGUUUUUUAAUUUUGAUUUGAACAAAUUAUUAACUAUUAGUAAGGUGUUAAGAUGGGGGAAUCUGUUCGAUGAAAAGCAUGUGCACAUUAUGAUUAUGAUAAACCCUUGUCGAACCGUGCCCAAAGUAUUUUUUCUUGGAA